GCAUUAAUUCUUCUCGCACACAUAAUCAUAACCAUACCUACACCUACCUUCCUCAUUUCCUCCUAUGUACCUUCUAUAAUACCUAUCUUACCCCCCCAUUACUUUAAUCCCCGUCCGUCGGAAACCGCGAUGCCGCGUGCCUCGACUCGCGCCUCCCUGCCCCGGGGCCAGGCCGCCAUCAACGCCUUCACACGAGCCACCAAGCCGGGAAUCGUCGCCCCGAAGACCCUCUCCGACGGCAGCAGCGAUGGCAAACAAUCAUCUGCCGCGACGCUGCCGGUCUCGCCUUCCAAGAAGCGGAAACUCAACGAGCUGGAAAACGUGGACUGCGGCAGAGCCCCGGCGGCAAGCACGGCAGAGGAAUCGGACCCAACCUCAGCGACCACCAGCCCCGGAAAGGGGUCCUCUCUGACCCGCUCGAAAUCCAUCCGUCUGAGCGAGGCGUCGACGCCGCGAAGCGGUCACUAUGCGUCUGCACCGUCCACGACCCCCGUGCGUGCUGCGCGAGCCGCCGCGGAAAAUUCUGCAUCCGGGUCCCCUGCGAAACGUGCCUCCGUACGCAGAAACAACACAGUCAAGCUUCCCGAGCCGGUGCUGGAGGUUCGGCCGCCGUGUGUCUCGGAGUUGUUGCAUCUGCAUGCGGCCUUCGUCAAGGCGUUGACUAUGCAUGCGGCUCAUUGUGGCCCCGGCGCUCCCGCGGACUUGCGAGAAUUUCUGCACAGCGUGGAGCGGCUGUGGAAGAAGCGGAAGGUGGUGGUGGGGGAUUUGCAGCGCUUGGUGUGGAUUUGGGAACAGCAGCAGCAGCAACAACAGCAGAAGGAGCAGCAGACGGCGACACUGUCGGUGCCACGGUUUCGGUUGGCGAAUUACGGACUCGGCAAGGUGUGUUUGGAGAGGGUGUCGAAGGGCGAAGGGCGCGUGGACCUCAUCAAUGAGAAUGAGCUGCAGGUGCAAUUCGAGCAGGCUGUGGAGUCUCUAUGGGAGAAUGCCCUGGAUGCGGCCGGAGGAGAUGAGUCCCGGGUUGAUUUCAUGGCGACGUUGGGGCUUUCGACGAUUCACGAGUCGCUGACGCCGUUUACGACGUUCCGCAAGGGUCAGCAGCGGUUGCAGGACUUGAGGGGCGGCGUCAUUAAGCUGAAGACGGAGAAAAUGCGCACGAUGGAGUCGCAGGAGACACAGGGCCCCGUGAAGACGCAACAGGCCACGACUUCGCGCCGCAUGGGGCUGCUGGAUCGCAUCAAGGAGAAAGCGCUGCGGCAGUCGAAGCUGCCACCGCCGCCGUCGAAGGAGAUGAUCAUGCGCGGCGCAGCGGCGCAGAGGACCGAAGAGGUGGCCGGCGUGCUGUCCCUGCUGAGACCGGCGGGCUACGUGGGCAGUGGUCUGAAGGCGGUCGGGGCGGCGCAGAGGAAGCCGUUCCAGAUGGCGAUGAUCGUGCAGAAUGUGCAGGACUCCGUGCGGAAUCCCAUCUCUGAAAAGGAGGUGGAGGUGUGCCUGGAAAUCUUGUCGCGGCCCGACAUUGCUGGUCAAUGGGUCAACAUCGUCACUGUGAAUCAUAUCAAGUCGGUGGUCUUGAAGUCAUGCUCCGACGUCAACCCCAAGGAGAUCGGGGCCAAAGUGUCUCAACUGAAGAUCGGACCGGAAGAAACGGUCCCUGUCACCAUCAAAGCUUGAAUUGUUCUUGGAUUUUUGUUUUGGAUGUCAUCCGUGGAGUUGCUAUACUUCCGGCCUUUAGCAUUGCAUUUGUUCGGCGUUAUCAUGUACCACCACCAUUAGCGCAUAUCUGCUAGCGAACUGUACGAGCAUAGAUAGAUCAUUGAC
Molecule: messenger RNA, 1818 nt
Organism: Aspergillus steynii IBT 23096
Lineage: Eukaryota; Fungi; Ascomycota; Eurotiomycetes; Eurotiales; Aspergillaceae
Product: DNA replication factor Cdt1 C-terminal domain-containing protein
Exons: 1
Coding region: 130-1671 (513 amino acids)
Source: RefSeq, a predicted model, not a curated record